Messenger RNA from Jatropha curcas, 3885 nucleotides. It is a transcript of the gene ALY2, whose product is annotated as ALWAYS EARLY 2. Gene Ontology annotation, biological process: regulation of cell cycle; reproductive process; DNA-templated transcription. Gene Ontology annotation, molecular function: DNA binding. The record is from RefSeq and is a predicted model, not a curated record. Gene Ontology annotation, cellular component: nucleoplasm; transcription repressor complex. Lineage: Eukaryota; Viridiplantae; Streptophyta; Magnoliopsida; Malpighiales; Euphorbiaceae.
UAUGCCACCUUUAUAUUCAAGUUUCGCGGCAACUCCCUCUUUCUCUCUCUAAGAGCGCACCUAUGUCUCUCUCUCACACUCUUUGUUUCUCUCUCUAAGACUUGCUCUCUCUCACAACCGAAGUAUUUAUCUCUCUCUUUCUCUAUGGUUUCAACCCAAACCUGAAAUCGGAUAAGUCCUAAAUGGCACCAGCAAGGAAAAAAAGUGUGAAUAAGCGGUUUCUGAAUGAAGUUUCACCUCAUAAAGAGGUCAGGAAUUCGAACAAAAACAAAGAUCGGGUGACUGGGAAGAGAAGAUUUUCUGAUAAGUUAGGACCUCGAUGGAGCGAGGGGGAGCUUCAGCGUUUCUACAAAGCAUAUAGGGUCCAUGGGGAGGAUUGGAAGAAGGUUGCUGCCGAAGUGCCUAAUAGGUCUGUGGACAUGGUGCUGGCCCUUUUUAUGAUGAAUAAGGUGUACUUAUCUCUGCCAGAGGGAACAGCUUCUGUGUUUGGCCUUAUUGCAAUGAUGACUGAUCAUUAUAAUACAUUGGAAGUGAGUGAUAGCGAGCGAGAAAGCAACGAUGUAUCAGGAAUGUCACGGAAACCACUGAAACGCAAGCGGGCAAAAGUUCAACCUAGUGCGUCAAAAGAAGAUGUUGUACAGUCUAACUCAAUUGCUUCAAAUGAUGGAUACUUAUCGUUGUUGAAGAAAGGAAACUUUUAUGGUGCUCAACCUCGUGCAGUUGGGAAAAGGACACCUCGAAUCGCUGUUUCAUAUCCAUAUAAGAAAAAUGAUAGAGAAAAUUAUGUUUCCCUCAACUGGGGUCAAAAAUCAGAAAAUGAUGCUAAUGAUGAUGAAGUAGCACAUGUUGCUGCACUUGCAUUAACUGAGGCAUUGCAAAGAGGAGGUUCUACCCAAGUUUCUUUCACACCACAUAGAAGAACAGAACACAUUAAGUCAUCACCUGUUCGAAGCUGGGACAGGAUGUUUCCACAGUCAAAAUCAUCUCAUACGAAGCUUUCCAAUGGUUCCACUUAUGAAGAAUGGAUUGAAGGUGGUGUAAGCAUGAGAGAUGAUGAUGGUGCUUAUACCAGGGAAACAAGCUCCUUGGUGGAUAUGGAAGGUGUAGGUACUGUAGAAGUUCAUCGAAAGGGAAAAAUGUUUUAUAGAAAAAGAGUAAAGGUUGAAGAGACUGGGAAUUGUCAUUCUGAUGAUGGUGGCGAAGCUUGUAGUGGGACUGAAGAAGGACCAAAAGUACGUGCUCUAAAGGGGGAAAUUGAUAUUAAUGAGUCAAAUGCAAAAAUUGAUGACACCUCCCCACAGGCCCAAAAGAGGAGGAGUAACAAACACUUCUCUGGAGAUGAAUUCUCUGCCUUGGAUGCGUUGCAUGCGUUGGCUAACAUUUCUGUAAUGGAAUCUGAAUCAUCUGUCCAGUUGAAUGAAGGAAGAACUGCAUUUGACGUGGAUGACAAAUCUAGCAUUCCAGAAGCUACAUCUACAAGCCAUCAUAGAGAUAAAAAUAAACUCCUAGUGCAGAAAGAAAAAGUUCUUCGCACGAAAUGUGAAGUUGAGGGUACCUCAAGAAAAUCUGAGCUGGGAAGACACAUGGCAAUUUGUGCUAAACCUGUUUCUGAAGCAAAGCAAGGGCCCCAGUCUUCCAAGUCAUUGAAAAGAAAACGUCAGUCUUCGGUAUCAAAGGUGCCAAAUUCUGAAGCACCCAAAAAUUCACAUCUAAGUAAAUCAUUGGAGGCCGAGAUUGUAGAGGAAGAGGAGAUUAUAUCUUCACUUAAAGGAAAACGAACUGGCCAAAUUUCCACUGUUUCAAAACAAUCAAAAGCAAUUGGAGUACCAAAACGAUCUUUCAGUGGUGAUCAGAAAAGUUCUGCAAGUGAUGUAGCAACGUCAACAGCACAAGUUCUUGUGGCAACUCAAGAUACCUUGCCAACUAGAAAAACUAGCAGGCGCAAGAUGGAUCUGAAGAGAGCAUUUAUUCAUAAAGAGGGGAAUUCUUCUAAGAACAUACUGAAAAAUCAAGCUAAUAGAUACUCCACCUCCCUGCAAGAUACAGCACUCUGUCUGAAGGAAAAGCUUUCUUGUUGUCUUUCAUCUCCUAUGGUUCGCAGGUGGUGUACAUUUGAGUGGUUCUAUAGUGCAAUUGACUACCCUUGGUUUGCUAAGAGGGAGUUUGUGGAAUAUUUAAAUCAUGUUGGACUUGGACACAUUCCAAGAUUAACUCGAGUGGAAUGGGGUGUCAUAAGAAGUUCCCUUGGUAAACCUAGGAGGUUUUCUGAACAUUUUUUAUGUGAAGAGAGGGAGAAACUCAAACAGUAUAGGGAUUCUGUGAGAAAACAUUAUACUGAACUUUGUACUGGUAUCAGGGAAGGACUUCCAACGGAUUUAGCAAGACCUUUAUCAGUUGGACAACGAGUAAUUGCUUUGUAUCCCAAAACAAGAGAACUUCGCGAUGGAUGUGUACUUACAAUAGAUCAUGACAGGUGCAGGGUUCAAUUUGACUCUCCUGAGAUGGGAGUAGAAUUUGUCAAGGAUAUAGACUGCAUGCCUUCAAAUCCAGUAGAUAACAUGCCAGAAGCUAUUAGGAGACACAGAUUCUCUGUAUCUAAGGAACUGCAAGCAAAUGGGCGUUCAAAUACUGGAGGGUUUACUUCAACCAGGCACUUAGAGAACUCACAAACUCCCAUGAAUCCACUGAUAAAGCAGGUGGAUGCAAAUCAUCUACAAGCAAAAAUAGCAUCUACGGACAUUGCAAAUGCACAACAAAUUUUCUAUGGUCAACCUUCUGCUGCAACACAAGUACAAGCAAAGGAAGCUGAUAUACAAGCUCUUUCUGAGCUGAAUCGUGCUCUUGAUAAAAAGGCCUCUUCUGCUUUAGUCAAUCUGAGGCAGCAUCAUACGUUCUCAGGAAAUACCCUGCCUCCCUGGCUUAAGCCCCCAGCCAAUAUCAGUUUACCAGGUGGCCUGCCAGGUUUGCACGAUAGUUUUAUUUCUCAAGAAUCAGGAUCUGCCGUGGUUGAAAUUGUUAGAAGUUCAAGACACAAGGCACAUACAAUGAUUGAUGCUGCUGUUCAGGCAAUUUCGUCCAUGAAAGAAGGGGAAGAUGCUUUUAUGAAGAUCGGGGAAGCUUUAGAUUCUAUUGAUAAAAGACAAUUAGCAUCAGAAUCAAAGGUACAAGUAAUCAGAUCACCUGAGCAGGUCAAUGGCAUUUUGAGUCAUCAAAAUCAGUUUAUUUCCAGGACAUCAGAUCCUCAGGCAAACAGUACUACAUCUGACCCCAAGUCACAAGAUAAUGCUGAGAAAGUUGAGACUGCAAUCCCUUCAGAACUUAUAAAAUCAUGUGUUGCUACUCUGCUCAUGUUACAGACAUGUACCGAACGACAUUAUCCCCCAGCUGAAGUGGCUCAGAUAAUUGAUUCUGCUGUUACCAGCUUGCAUCCAUGCUGCCCUCAAAAUUUGCCUAUAUAUAGAGAUAUACAAUCCUGCAUGGGAAAAAUCAAGACUCAGAUAUUAUCUCUAAUACCAACGUAAGAGGCCAGUAUGCUUUGGGCUCUACUUGCACGCGUUGGGGGCGAAAAUCGCCCUCUAGUCAGCAUUUUGUAUAUAUUAUGCUGUAGUUUUGGUUUCGGCAAAACAUGCCCCAUCGAGCUCCCAACCUCAAUUUUUUUUUUUUUAAUUUUUAUUUGCCCUUGCUGAGACAGGGAAAACACCUAUUCAUACCUAUAUUAAUUAUCUCUCAUAUUCUGCCCCCCUCCCCUUGUAACACUGCUCCUCCUUUUCCCUUUUUAGCGAUUCGGCUGAGAUUCUAUCAAUGGCCCCCAGUAGCUCUCACUUGGUCAUUUUGAACGAGUAAAUUUUGACUUUUAUAUGAAUUGAUUAAUGUUGAUUAUGUGAA